This is a messenger RNA of Exaiptasia diaphana, 1018 nucleotides long. RefSeq lists its product as uncharacterized. The record is from RefSeq and is a predicted model, not a curated record. Lineage: Eukaryota; Metazoa; Cnidaria; Anthozoa; Actiniaria; Aiptasiidae. The transcript has 2 exons. The coding region runs from base 56 to 511 and encodes 151 amino acids.
UAGCAACUCUAAAAGACUUACCAAGAACUUCAAAGAAAUAUAAAAGAGCUUAGUGAUGAAGAUUGUGUUUGCGAUUUUUAUGGUGACAACCGUCCAGAUGACGUUAUGCGACGAAUUCUCUUGCAGAGAUGAACACAGUUUACGAAGAUGGAGAGACCUUAAGCAUGUUCUUAAGCACCUGUACGCCAAGUACACUGCCUUUUUUGUCGACAUGGGUAACGAUACCGUAGUAAAACAACAGCCUCCCCGCCGUGUCAACAGCAGGACGAGGAGAGAUACCGCUGCCGUAAGGCCGUGCCCUUUCGAAUGGGUUGAAAACGUACAGAUCUCACGUUACCCGUCAACAAUCGUUCAGGCGGAAUGCUCAAAAUGUUCUACUUUAUGUACACCUGUGUAUUACAGUCAAAUGGUGUUUGAUCGAAGAUGUGACAAGAAAACUGGGCAUGUUGUAUGGCUUAGAAGAUGGUAUCGCACGCCAAUUUCAUUUGAACUCCCUGGCGAUUCUUACUAAAUCGAUUUAAACUCUGCACAAUUUAUUCCACACUUGUAAUCACUGGUGUAGAAAAAAAAAAACAAUUUCGACAUAAAUUACAGAGAAACAGGCCAAACAAUGUUAAUUAUGUAAUAAAUUGAUAAAUUGUAAAUAAUAGAAAAUAAAUUAAUUAAUAAGAUAUACUGAAAAUAAGAAUUUCUGAAAAAAAUUAUAAAUUGUAGCUUUAGUGUACGUCUUGUAUAGUAAUGUGUGUGGAUAUUGGCGUUGUAAAUAGUAUGUGCAUUUGAAAAAUAAAAAAAAGAUUAAAAAAAGAUAUGCUGAGUAAUCAUUUUACAAAACAAAGACAGAAUGAUUUCGGAAAUGUUUAUAUAUUCAAAAAGCCCUUAAAAUCAUUAUAAGACUUACCAUGGGUCAUAGCGACGCCAUUUUGUUCAGCAAAGCAUGAUGGGAGUUGUUGUCCUCGCGAUUUUUAUAGUCCCCUAAAAAUCCCUAAAARUAGUUUUUAUGUUUUAUUUUUAUGUAUUG